Galendromus occidentalis (western predatory mite) is the source of this 2032-nucleotide messenger RNA. RefSeq names its product leucine-rich repeat-containing protein 40. The transcript has 8 exons. The record is from RefSeq and is a predicted model, not a curated record. Bases 88 to 1914 code for a protein of 608 amino acids. Gene Ontology annotation, molecular function: protein binding. NCBI's taxonomy places the organism in Eukaryota, Metazoa, Arthropoda, Arachnida, Mesostigmata, Phytoseiidae. Gene Ontology annotation, cellular component: cytoplasm.
AAAAUCGAUUUAUGUGGCUGUGAGAGUGUCCGUCACGAAUUUGCGCCUUCGCAAUUUUAUUGUCCGCGCAAGUUAAGGCCGCACACAAUGUCGCGCGUACCCCCACGCCGACGAGCGCAAUCGAGGACGAAGACCGGUGCGGUCUCGCCACCCCAAGAAACAGGCACAGAUAUCAGCAUGGCUCUGAUAAAAUCGGCUCGUAAGAGCGGACAGCUCGCUCUGCAGAAUCGAGGCUUCACGGAACUGCCGAGCGUGGUCUGCAACCUGAACAAUCUCUCGGAGCAAGAGGUGAAAUCGAUCGAUGUCACGUUGGAUAGGGCCAGUCAAGACGAUUGGUGGACUCAAAUGCCCCUCUCGAAGUUAUUCCUCGGGUCGAACCGACUGACCACACUCCCGCCGGAGAUCGCUCAGCUAGAACACCUGACAAUACUCGAGCUCCAGGAUAACAACAUCUCGAAGCUCCCUCAGCAGAUGGAAUCCUUAAGCAAUCUAAUUCGCUUGAACCUCAGUCACAACAAGAUGACCGAGCUUCCAGAUUGUCUUUGUCACUUGAAGGAUCUCCGGGUUCUCGCGUUGCAUCACAAUGAAAUCAAGUCAGUUUCGGACAAUAUCAACAGUCUUCUGUCCUUGGACGAUCUCGAUCUCAGCCACAACAAGUUGAAGGAGUUACCUGACGCAUUUACUUUCCUCUCUCGAACCAAAAAGAUAAAUCUGGCGAAUAAUUGUCUCGAAGCUCUUCCGGCUGAUAUGGAUUCGAUGAUUCAGCUAGUCUUAUUGGACCUCUCGAACAAUUGUCUCACGAAGUUACCGGAAGCCAUCGGGAGAUGCGGACACCUAGAACAGCUCGUGGCGCGCCACAACCGACUCGAGACGCUGCCUCCUUUCAGCAGAGAGAAUCAUCUCAAAGAAUUGAGCGUGAGCUUCAACGCAAUCAAAGAAUUCAACGUCGGACAUUGCGAAGCUCUGGUGAUGCUGAAGAUCCUGGACCUCAGGAGCAACAAGUUGGCUAGCUUGCCGGAGGAAAUUGCCAAUUUGCAGAGCCUGGAGAGACUGGACAUCGGGAAUAACGAAUUAAAGAUCCUCCCAAAUUCGUUGGGAGCUCUGAACCACAUUAAUUCAUUACUUGUGGAGGGGAAUCCCUUGCGUUCUAUAAGGCAGGACAUUUUGCGCCGGGGAACGGUCUACCUCAUGAAAUAUUUGAGAGAUCGCCUGAAGGAGAGUCCAAUGCAGCAGAAAAUCCGCAAGUCUCGCGGAGGAGACGGACAGGAACUCGUGGAUUCAGUGGAUCGCUUCACGUUGAAAUCUUCGAAAACAUUGGAUUUCUCAAACAAGGCACUGUCGACUCUCGACGAGAAAGUCAUCGAUAUGGCCUGCGAGGAUAAAAUCAACCAGCUCGUUUUAACGAGAAACAUAUUCGUCACGGUCCCGGAUACACUCGAACGGCUGGCCCAACAACUCACUGAACUCGACUUCAGCUUUAACAAACUUACUUCCAUUCCUCCAUUUCUGUCACAGGCGAAGCAUCUGCAAUACAUGAACCUCCAGAGCAAUCAGCUCUCAGAUCUCCCCCCAGAACUUUCGUGCUUGGAGAACAUUCGCGAGCUGAAUAUUAGCCAGAAUCGAUUUAGCAAGAUCCCAGAUUGCGUUUAUGGCUGGAAGCGUUUCGAGAUUCUUCUGGCAUCCGAUAACAGCUUAACGAGCAUCGACGUGGAAAAUCUUGCAAAGAUCGAGACCUUAGCCACCCUGGACUUGCGGAACAAUUCCAUUUCCCAGGUCCCGCCGGAGUUGGGGAACUUGAUACAGAUCAAGAGUCUCCAACUCGAUGGCAAUCUUUUCCGAAAUCCACGUCCUGCCAUCCUGGCGAAGAGCACUCAGGAUAUCUUAGCUUACCUCCGUGACCGAAUCCCCAGCUAACACGGAUAUACGUAUUUCCAUGCAAUGGAUGGACACCGCACAUUGACGCACUCAUUCGAUACCAUUGUUCUACGAGCAGUAUAUGAGCGAACGAUUUUAUCUGUGAUUCGAUACGUUG